UCAGCCAGCGUCUUGGUCAUGGAGGACUGCAACGUGCACUCGGCUGCCAGCAUCCUGGCCUCAGUGAAGGAGCAGGAGGCCCGCUUCGAGCGGCUGACACGGGCAUUGGAGCAGGAACGGCGCCAUGUUGCCCUGCAGCUGGAGCGUGCCCAGCAGCCUGGCAUGGGCAGCAGUGGCGUGGGCAGUGGGCAGCCCUUGUCGAUGGCCUGGCAACAACUUGUCCUGCAGGAGCAGAGCCCGGGCAGCCAGGCCUCUCUGGCCAUGAUGCCGGAGGCGCCUGAGGUGCUGGAGGAGACAGUGACGGUGGAGGAGGACCCUGGCACCCCCACCUCCCAUGUGUCCAUCAUCACGUCAGAAGAUGGCACCACUCGUCGCACUGAGACCAAGGUCACCAAGACAGUUAAGACAGUGACCACUCGAACAGUGCGCCAGGUGCCCGUGGGCCCCGAUGGCCUCCCUCUGCUGGAUGGCGGCCACCCACUGGGCCCCUUCACCGACGGCCCGCUGGACCGACACUUCCUGCUGCGCGGGGGUGGCCCGGCGGCCACGCUCUCCCGCACCUGCCUUGGCAGCGGGGGCGGCUUUCCUGAUGAGCCCCGCGACAUCCCCAGCUAUGGCAGCCUGUCCCGCGGACUGGGUGUGCGGCCCCCGCGUGGAGGCCUCCUGGGCCCAGGCCCCGGUGAUGGCUGCUUCACGCUGCCCAGCCGCCGGGAGGCCUUCCCCACAGGCCCUGAGCCUGGGCCGCCAGCCGGCCGCUCCCAGCCCGAGCGGUUCCAGGCAGAGCCGUAUGGCUUGGAGGACGACACUCGCAGCCUGGCUGCUGAGGACGAGGGGGGCCCGGAGCUGGAGCCUGACUGUGGCACAGCCGCGCGGAGGAGGCCAGACUGUGGGCGGGGCCUGCGCACCAGGGCCUACGAGGACGUGGCGGACGAUGGCGGUGAGCUGAUGGAGGAGCGGCCCCCCUUCCCGGCCACGGCGGCGCCUCUGGCCCAGCCGGAACAUGGCAGCCUGGGCAGCCUGGACCGGGCAGUGCGGCGCUCGCCCUCGGUGGACAGUGCCCGCAAGGAGCCGCGCUGGCGGGACCCCGAGCUGCCCGAGGUGCUGGCCAUGCUGCGGCACCCCGUGGACCCCGUGAAGGCCAACGCAGCCGCCUACCUGCAGCACCUGUGCUUCGAGAACGAGGGUGUCAAGCGCCGCGUGCGGCAGCUGCGGGGGCUGCCGCUGCUUGUGGCCCUACUGGACCACCCGCGGGCGGAGGUGCGGCGCCGGGCCUGUGGGGCGCUGCGGAACCUCUCGUAUGGCCGGGAUGCUGACAACAAGGCCGCCAUCCGGGACUGUGGCGGUGUGCCUGCCCUGGUGCGCCUCCUUCGGGCCGCCCGGGACAGCGAGGUCCGUGAGCUCGUCACAGGCACACUCUGGAACCUGUCGUCCUACGAACCCCUGAAGAUGGUCAUCAUUGACCACGGCCUGCAGACGCUGACCCACGAGGUCAUUGUGCCGCACUCGGGCUGGGAGCCAGAGCCCAACGAGGACUCCAAGCCACGGGAUGCUGAGUGGACGACUGUCUUCAAGAACACAUCAGGCUGCUUGAGGAAUGUGAGCUCAGAUGGUGCAGAGGCCCGGCGGCGACUCCGUGAGUGUGAGGGGCUGGUGGACGCACUCCUGCACGCCCUGCAGUCGGCCGUGGGCAGGAAGGACACGGACAACAAGUCGGUGGAGAACUGCGUGUGCAUCGUGCGGAACCUCUCCUACCACGUGCACAAGGAGGUGCCGGGGGCCGACAGGUACCAGGAGGCCGAGCCCAGGCUCCCGGGCAGUGCCAUGGGCGCCCAGCGCCGGAGGAGGGAGGAUGCCGGCUGCUUUGGUGGCAAGAAGGCCAAAGAAGAGUGGUUCCAUGAAGGGAAGAGGGAUGGUGAGAUGGACCGGAACUUUGACACUCUGGACCUACCCAAGCGGACUGAGGCUGCCAAAGGCUUCGAGCUGCUGUACCAGCCCGAGGUAGUGCGUCUUUACCUGUCCCUCCUGACGGAGAGUCGGAACUUCAACACUCUGGAGGCCGCGGCCGGUGCCCUGCAGAACCUCAGUGCCGGCAACUGGGUGUGGGCCACGUACAUCCGCGCCACGGUGCGCAAGGAGCGCGGGCUGCCGGUGCUGGUGGAGCUGCUGCAGUCGGAGACCGACAAGGUGGUGCGCGCCGUCGCCAUCGCCCUGCGCAACCUCUCGCUGGACCGGCGCAACAAGGACCUCAUUGGGAGCUACGCGAUGGCCGAGCUCGUGCGAAACGUGCGCAGCGCGCAGGCACCCAUGCGACCCGGGGCCUGUCUCGAGGAGGACACAGUGGUGGCCGUGCUCAACACCAUCCACGAGAUUGUGUCUGACAGCCUGGACAACGCGCGCUCGCUGCUGCAGGCCCGCGGUGUGCCUGCGCUGGUGGCACUUGGCACCUCCAGGUGGGUGGGGUGGGGCCUAGGUGGGGGCAGAGCAGGGCAGUCUUGGCCAGACACUGACCCCAGCCCGGACCGCAGCCAAUCGGUGCGCGAGGCAAAGGCCGCAUCCCACGUGCUGCAGACGGUGUGGAGUUACAAGGAGCUGCGUGGUGCCCUGCAGAGGGACGGCUGGACCAAGGCGCGCUUCCAGUCGGGUUCUGCUAAUGCCAAGGGCCCCAAGGCACCACCGAGUCCUGGAGGCUUGGACGAUAGCACGCUGCCGCUGGUGGACAAGAGCCUGGACGGCGAGAAGUCAGGCAGCCGAGACGUGAUCCCCAUGGAGGCACUUGGCCCAGAUGGAUACUCCACCGUUGACCGGAGGGAGUGCAGGGCUCGAGGCAGUGACCCUGCAGGGGAGGCCUCUGAGAAGGAGUCGUUGAAACCCGACCCCGGCAGGAAGGCUCCUCCUCCCGGGCCCAGCAGACCCGCGGUCAGGCUGGUGGACGCCGUGGGGGAUGCUAAGCCUCAGCCUGUUGACUCCUGGGUCUAGCUUGCAUGCCUGGGCCUGGGCCCAGCCGUUUGCUCUUAGGGUCUGAUCUCGGAAGAAGGGACCUCGGGAAAGGACCUCCAGGCGGCCUGCGCUGACCCCGCCGUGGAGCUGGGAGCCCCUGGCGGCGGGGGUAGGCAGCUCCUCUUUCCCUGGAGCUGUGGGUUCUGGACACGCCUGCCCUCCCGCCCUCUCUCCCCCCUUCUAACUCCCGGGCGAGUUAGUUUACUGAUAUGGUGCUGUGUGCCAGUGAGAGCCCGGCAGGGCCCAGGGCAGGGCACCCGGCUUUGCUUUGGGGCUGGCGGGGCCCCUGAGGAGCUGGGUGGGGGUGGGGCCCUGGGGCCCCGCAGCCAGGCAGGGAGGGGGCUCAGUGAAGGGAGUCUGAACCCAAGGGUGGAGGGGCUUCCCUGGGCCCUGAGUUGGGGGCGACCCACAGAGAGGCUUUGGAGGGUCCCGCCCACCCCCGGAUGCCUGGAGCGCCUUCCCUGCUCGGCUCUGGCCCCUGAGUAGCGCCUCUGGGACUGACCUUUGGCAGCAGCAGUGGGGGACUGCUGUUCAGUGCCUGCUGUUUGUGACUUAAAAACAAGAAAAACACUAAUGAAAACAAUUAAAAACAAAACCAAAAUAA
This is a messenger RNA of Balaenoptera acutorostrata (minke whale), 3601 nucleotides long. It is a transcript of the gene ARVCF, whose product is annotated as ARVCF delta catenin family member. Gene Ontology annotation, molecular function: cadherin binding. NCBI's taxonomy places the organism in Eukaryota, Metazoa, Chordata, Mammalia, Artiodactyla, Balaenopteridae. The coding region runs from base 19 to 2976 and encodes 985 amino acids. Gene Ontology annotation, biological process: cell-cell adhesion; cell-cell junction assembly. The record is from RefSeq and is a predicted model, not a curated record. The transcript has 18 exons. Gene Ontology annotation, cellular component: cytoplasm; plasma membrane; nucleus.